This is a messenger RNA of Egretta garzetta (little egret), 2404 nucleotides long. Its product is annotated as hyaluronidase-3-like. Gene Ontology annotation, cellular component: acrosomal vesicle. The record is from RefSeq and is a predicted model, not a curated record. Gene Ontology annotation, biological process: hyaluronan catabolic process; carbohydrate metabolic process. Lineage: Eukaryota; Metazoa; Chordata; Aves; Pelecaniformes; Ardeidae. Gene Ontology annotation, molecular function: hyalurononglucosaminidase activity. The transcript is spliced from 2 exons.
CCUGCCCUGGCACUGGCUCUGCUCCCACCCGACCCCUGGCUCGCCUGGCUGGAGCCCUGGGACCACCAGCGUGGUAGGGAGCCAGGCCCAUCUCAGGCUCUGGGGUUGGGACUGGUCCCAAGAGUGCCACCCAGUCCCACCAGUGUCUCCUCCAGCUGGGGGACUUUCUGUGGGGCAGCUGGGGCUGAUGGUGCACUGUGCCCACCAGCAUGGCUGUUGCUCUCCCUGCUGAGCAGCCUGGGGGAACUGAGGUGCAUGACGGCUGGAGGGGCCCUGGUGGGGGGGGUAGGGCAGGACAGCACGGGCUGCAGGGUGCCCUGCCUUGCACCAGGAGGAGGGCAGGCAGCCAGGCCCCCUCUGAGGCAGCCAGCAGUGGCCAGGACUGGAGGCACCAAGCAGGAGGAGGAAGGUCAGGGAGAGCAGCCGGGCCCCGUGCCGGGGGAUUAGCACUGUCCUUGCUGCAUCACGCGGACCCAAGCCUGUCCCCUGCCUAGUCCCCUCACCCUGGGUGGUCAGCCAGCACCGGGCAGGGGCACCCGGCCCCCUUUGGCCCUGCCUGGCCUGGCCCAACCGCACCUCUCGGGGGGCUCAGCCCCUCAGCAGGGCUCAGCCCUGUGUCAAAAUGGGGAAGAGAAGGCUGCAGUGCCCCCGCUACGGGCAUUGAUAGGAGCUGGCAGGGAAACUGAAGCACUGGGGUUGGCAGCUUGCAGUGUCACACCAGAGCCAUACUAUGGCUGCCGUAGCACAGGCUGGGACUCUGUGCCCCAGCGUGGAGCAGGCAAAAACCUGCUGGCAAUGGUGAGGCAGGAGGUGUCUGAAACCCCCAAGUUUGCUCAGUCCCAUGGGAUUUUGGCAUGGUCGGCACAUGCUUGUGGGGCAGCCUGGCCCCCCUGUGGCUGACCUCAGCCCACCACCUCACCCCCACCACUUUCCUUUCCCUGCAGGGUGCCGGCCCCCGCGGGCAGCCAGCAACACAGGAUGGUGCCAGCACUGGCACUGUGGGCCUGCCUGGCACUGGGCAUGGCUGGAGGGGAGAGCCCAGCACCAGAGCCCCUGGUGGGUGGCCAGCCCUUUGCCGUGGUGUGGAACGUCCCCUCUGGCCACUGCCAGCGCCGCUUUGGCGUGCAGCUGCCCCUCAGUGACUACGGUAUCGUGGAGAACCAGGAUGGCCGCUUCGCUGGCCAGAACAUCACCAUCUUCUACAAGAACAAGUUUGGGCUGUACCCCUACCUGUCGCAGCAGGGUGUCCCCCGCAACGGGGGCAUCCCCCAGCGGGUCCCCCUUAGUGCGCACCUUACCAGGGUGGCUGGGGACAUCCGCCUCCUCCUGCAGCCCACUUUCCAUGGCCUGGCCGUGGUGGACUGGGAGGAGUGGAGGCCCCUCUGGGCCCAAAACGGGGGGGCCAAGCGGAUCUACUGGGCAGCCUCAGAGCAGUGGGUGCGGGACCAGCACGGCCUGUUGCCGGCACGGCGGCAGCUCCGGCUAGCCCGGCGGGAGUUUGAGCAGGCAGCACAGGCUCUGAUGGAGGAGACGCUUUUGCUGGGCCGGACCCUGCGCCCGCAGGGGCUCUGGGGUUUCUACCGCUUCCCUGACUGCCUCAACGGCAACUGGGCCAAGGAGGCCAACUACACCGGGGAAUGCCGGCCGGCAGAGGUGCAGCGCAACAACCGGCUGGGCUGGCUCUGGGCCGCCUCAGCCGCCCUCUACCCCAGCAUCUACCUGCCCCCAGCGCUGCCACCUGCCCUCAAGGCACUCACCUAUGUCCGGCACCGCAUCGCCGAGGCCUUUGCCGAGGUGGUGUGGGCACAGGACAGCCACAUCCCGUGCCCACCAGGGAGGGGCGGCCAGAGGGUUCCAGUGCUGGGGCAGGUUCUCACAGGUGCUUCCCCCUAGGAGAGCUGUGCCAGCCUGCGCCACUACCUUGUCUCCACCCUGGGUCCCUACGUGGCCAACGUGACAGCAGCAGCCCGGGAGUGCAGCUACGGGCAGUGCCAUGGGCAUGGGCGCUGUGUGCGCCAGCAGCCCCACAACCUCGGCAGCCUCCUGCACCUUGGCCCCGGCGCUGGGCCACCAGCUGCUUUCCGCUGCCACUGCUACCGUGGCUGGGCUGGCAAGGACUGUGCCUGGCGGGUCCAGCCCGGCCCUGCUACCGCCUGCCUGGCUCACAGCCUCUACAGGCACAAUGAUCUCCCACCCCCUGACACCUGCCUGCCAUGGGGCAUGUGGGGACGGUGACUAGGGCUGGGGACCACCACGGUCCCCUAUGCUGGCAGUGCUGCUGCCUGGCACUUCCUGUGGGCUCAUUAACUUGAAUAAAUCCUCCUGGCACAGCUGGCAUGGUCCUUGUGGGCAAAGGUGGGGGUUCCGUCGUGCUCCCAGGCUGGGCACAAUUGCCAUUGCUGCG